Messenger RNA from Amaranthus tricolor (Joseph's coat), 1395 nucleotides. RefSeq lists its product as uncharacterized. The record is from RefSeq and is a predicted model, not a curated record. The transcript is spliced from 2 exons. The coding region runs from base 1 to 1395 and encodes 464 amino acids. Gene Ontology annotation, molecular function: nucleic acid binding. Lineage: Eukaryota; Viridiplantae; Streptophyta; Magnoliopsida; Caryophyllales; Amaranthaceae.
AUGGCUCCUACAAAACAAUUAACUACACAACAAAGAGAAAGCAUAAUGCAGAAGCUACUGUCUGCAUUAAAUAAGAAGGGCAAACCAGCACUAGGCACAAUCAACGCACUUGCGAUUGAGUUUGAGGUUUGUAGGAAAACAAUUACACGAUUGUGGAAUGAUGUCAAGAAGCAGAUGACAACCAAGACCACAAUCAUUAACCUCAACAGCAAGAGAUGGGGGAAAGAAGCAGCAAACAAAAUAAAGUUUGAUGAAGAAAAAUUUAAGGCAAUCAAAUAUGAACUCAAGGGUACACAGCAUUCAGUAGCAAAGCAAAUGGAAGUGUCACAAUCAACGGUGUGUAGGUGGAAGAGGAACAAAGUAAUAAGAAGGCACACAAACGCAAUCAAACCAGCUUUGAAUGAAAACAACAAGUUACACAGGUUAAGCUUUGCAUUAUCUAAAUGUGAAUACAAUGAACAAAAUGAUCAGUUCAAGUUUAAGCCAUUUACUAACGUUGUUCACAUAGAUGAAAAACAUUUCUAUCUAACCCGAGAGACACAAAGUUAUUAUCUAGCUCCGGGUGAAGUAGAACCACAUAGAGAAUGUCAAUCAAAAAGGUUCAUACCAAAAAUAACGUUUAUGUGUGCUGUAACAAAGCCUAUAUUUACAACUGAAGGUGAUGAGCCAGCAAAAAGAAGCUCAAAGAACAGGAAAAGGGGGGAGAUGGAAACUAAGCCAAUACAGUCAAUCACAAAAGAGCACAUUAGAGAAAUGCUUAUCACUAAUGUGCUGCCAACCAUUAGGGCAAAAUGGCCUGCUGAAUUAUCCAAGCGUAUUUACAUUCAACAAGACAAUGCCAAACCUCAUAUAGCACACAAUGACAGAGGGUUUUUAGAAGAGGCAAUGAAAGAUGGAUUUAAUAUACAAUUAGUGCAACAACCUCCAAAUUCCCCUGACAUGAAUGUGCUAGAUUUAGGUUUUUUUAGAUCAAUUCAAGCUUUGCAAUAUCAAAAAUCAGUUUACAAUGUUAAAGAGUUGGUUAAGGCUGUGAAUAAUGCAUUUCAAAAUCUGAGUCCACAAUGUUUAAGGUUUGUUUUCAUAACUUUACAAGCUUGUAUGAUAGAGGUCAUGAAAAAACAGGGGGGGUUUGACUAUCACAUUCCUCACAUGAACAAAACAAAGGCAGCAAGGGAAGGGACUUUACCAGAUUACCUCACUAUUGACAAACAAUUGGUUGUGGAUUCACUUCAAUAUUUAUUCACAAAGCUAAGUAAUGAAAAAAUGAAUCAGCUUGUGGAAGUCAUUGGGUAUGCAGGGGGAUAUGAAGAAGGGGAUUUGAAUGAAGAAAUGUCAGAAGUAACCAACAACCAAAGUCAUCAAAUUUCAACAGUUGCAACAGCAACCUUCGUUUAA